This is a messenger RNA of Sesamum indicum (sesame), 4539 nucleotides long. RefSeq names its product DEA(D/H)-box RNA helicase family protein. NCBI's taxonomy places the organism in Eukaryota, Viridiplantae, Streptophyta, Magnoliopsida, Lamiales, Pedaliaceae. Gene Ontology annotation, molecular function: helicase activity; ATP binding; RNA binding. Gene Ontology annotation, cellular component: intracellular anatomical structure; nucleus. The record is from RefSeq and is a predicted model, not a curated record.
CUCUCUGUCAGAUUUUACUAACCGCACGUGCGCCUCACGUUUCCCCUUAGAAUUUCCGAUCAUCAGUCUUGCUGUUCAGUUCCAUCACCAAAUCCAACCAUCCGCCUCCGCGGUUGACAAUCCGGCUUAGUGCCUAAACCCAACGGAACCGCCACCGUCUUGGCUGCGACACCGUGGGAGCUCAUUUUCAACGUUGCAUGUACCUCCUUCCGCUCAAAUUCUCUCCUUACAGUUCCUACUCCAAAACCCUAAAACCCCAUAACGCCACCCCACCGCCACCGCCGCCGCUGCGCCUACUCGUCAGGAUGAAGGACCGGCCGCCGUCUCCUUACGGCGCGCUUUAUGUACCGCCACACCAUCGCCUCCGCUCUGUAAUUACCGCUGCCUCGACCACUACCGAUUCCAAGCCUACAAAUGUAGCCACUUACAGUGAUGGUGACGAACGGCGCUCGUUUACUAGCCCAAAAGUCAAUAAUGAUGCUAGUAGUAAUAACGUUAGUUCUUAUCCUUACUUGCCUCCUCAUCUCUAUCGGAAGCAACUUCAACAGCAGAAGGAAAUUUCACGGCAUGAUGAGGUGGCGGAAGAAGACUCCGGAUUCGAAUUUUCGGCACAGCCUGUUGCUGCUUCCUCGGAGAAUAUUAUUGCAUGGAAACGGAAGUUAAACACUCUUUUGCGCAGUGCAGAUAAGCAAGAGUUGGUAUCGAGAGAAAAAAAGGAUAGACGUGAUUUUGAGCAAAUAGCAGCCUUAGCAAGCAAAAUGGGCUUAUAUAGCCAUCUCUAUAUGAAAGUAGUUGUUGUGAGUAAAGUUCCAUUACCCAAUUACCGGUUUGAUCUUGAUGACAAGCGUCCCCAGAGGGAGGUGAUCUUGCCUCCUGGUCUGCAAAAGCGCGUGGAUGCUUAUUUUGUGGACUACAUUUCUGGGAAGUGUAAGAGUCUGGAUACGCUUUCAACAUCUAGUAGUGAUGCCAAUAUUGCUGCUGAAGAAUCCCUUUUUGAGGAACCAGAACCACUUCCACAUAGUAAAGCUGCCAUGGAGAAAAUUUUCUGGCGUAGAAGUGUACAAAUGCGCAAUGAGCAGUACACUUGGCAGGAAUCUCCCGGAGGAAGAAAGAUGAUGGACUUCCGUUGUAGUCUCCCUGCUUACAAGGAGAAAGACACAAUAUUAAAUGCCAUUUCACAGAACCAGGUUGUCAUCAUCUCUGGAGAAACUGGUUGUGGCAAGACUACCCAAAUUCCUCAAUUUAUUUUGGAGUCUGAGAUAGACUCUAUGCAUGGGGCCACGUGCAAUAUUAUAUGUACUCAGCCAAGAAGAAUAUCUGCGAUAUCUGUAUCUGAGAGGAUUGCUACAGAGAGGGGGGAGAAUCUGGGGGAAACAGUUGGAUAUAAAGUUCGGCUAGAGGGCGUGAAAGGAAGGGAUACCCACCUCCUUUUCUGCACAACUGGCAUCUUGUUGCGCAGAUUAUUAAUUGACAGAAACUUAAAGGGUGUAACACAUAUUAUAGUGGAUGAAAUUCAUGAACGUGGGAUAAAUGAAGAUUUUCUGCUUAUCGUUUUGAAAGAUCUUCUUCCUCGUCGUCCAGAAUUGCGGCUUAUUUUGAUGAGUGCAACUUUAGAUGCAGAACUUUUCUCCUCAUACUUUGGUGGGGCUCCAGUGGUUCAAAUCCCGGGUUUUACUUAUCCAGUACGGACACAUUUCCUAGAAAGUAUUUUGGAGACAACAGGAUACCAGUUGACACCUUAUAAUCAAAUAGACGAUUAUGGUAUAGAAAAGAUGUGGAAGAUGAGCAAACAAACACCAAGAAAGAGAAAAAGCCAAAUUGUUUCAGCAGUGGAGGAUACACUUAGUGCUGCUGACUUCAAGGAUUAUAGUGCUCUGACAAGGGAGUCCUUGUCUAAUUGGAACCCUGAUUGCCUUGGUUUCAAUCUCAUAGAGUAUCUUCUAUGCAAUAUAUGUGAAAAUGAAAGGCCAGGGGCUAUUUUAGUUUUCAUGACUGGCUGGGAUGAUAUAACAUCUCUGAAAGAUAAGCUCCAAGCUCAUCCUAUACUAGGAGAUACAAAUCUAGUUUUACUAUUGGCAUGCCAUGGUUCAAUGGGCAGCGAAGAACAGAAAUUGAUUUUUAACAAACCUGAAGAUGGAAUAAGGAAGAUUGUCCUGGCCACCAAUAUUGCUGAAACCAGCAUCACUAUUGAUGAUGUGGUUUUUGUAAUUGACUGCGGGAAAGCAAAAGAGACAUCAUAUGAUGCGCUAAAUAACACUCCUUGUUUGCUUCCUUCCUGGAUUUCGAAGGUUUCAGCAAAACAAAGAAGAGGAAGAGCUGGACGUGUUCAGCCAGGAGAAUGCUAUCAUCUCUAUCCAAGAUGCGUGUUUGAUGCUUUCGCGGAGUAUCAACUACCCGAAAUUCUAAGGACUCCUCUGCAGUCUCUUUGUUUGCAAAUCAAGAGUCUGAAACUCGGUGGUAUCUCUGAGUUCCUAUCUAGGGCAUUGCAAUCACCAGAGUAUCUUGCGGUCCAAAAUGCCAUUGAAUACCUAAAAAUCAUUGGGGCUUUAGAUGAGAAUGAGAAUUUGACUGUUUUAGGACGCUACCUUACAAUGCUUCCUAUGGAGCCCAAACUUGGGAAAAUGCUUAUACUUGGUGUUAUAUUUAAUUGCUUGGACCCAAUACUAAGUGUCGUUGCUGGUCUAAGUGUCCGUGAUCCUUUUUUAGCUCCAAUGGAUAAGAAGGAUCUUGCGGACGCAGCAAAAGCACAGUUUUCACAUGAUUACAGUGACCAUCUUGCUCUUGUCCGGGCAUAUGAGGGCUGGAAAGUUGCUGAUAGAGAUAACGCUGGAUAUGAAUAUUGCUGGAAGAAUUUUCUGUCUGCACAGUCUAUGAAAGCUAUUGAUUCCCUUCGUAAGGAGUUCUACUCUUUGCUGAAGGACACAGGUCUUGUUGAUAGCAACCCAACCAUUUAUAAUGUCUGGAGCUAUGAUGAACAUCUCCUUCGUGCAAUUAUUUGUUAUGGGUUGUAUCCUGGAAUUUGCUCUGUUGUGCACAAUGAAAGAUCGUUCUCCCUGAAAACAAUGGAAGAUGGGCAGGUGCUUUUGUACUCUAACUCGGUGAAUGCACGUCACUCAAGAAUACCUUAUCCAUGGCUCGUUUUCAAUGAAAAGAUAAAAGUAAACUCUGUCUUUCUUCGGGAUUCAACUGCUGUGUCUGAUUCAAUGCUGCUCUUAUUUGGUGGAAGCAUCACGAAAGGGGAUAUGGAUGGCCACUUGAAAAUGUUGGGUGGAUACUUGGAGUUUUAUAUGGAUCCUGCUUUAGCAGACCUAUAUCAGAGUUUGAGGAGAGAGCUUGACCAAUUAAUUCAGAUCAAACUUCUAAAUCCCGCAAUGGACAUACGCACAUAUCAUGAGCUUCUUUCAGCAGUACGUCUGCUGAUCGCAGAAGAUCAGUGUGGUGGCAGGUUUGUGUUCAACCGUCAGGUACUACAGCCUUGCAGUCAAUCCAUUGGGCCAACAGCAGCACAAAAACCAGCCUUGACGUUUAAUACAGAAAGUGGCCCUGGAGGUGAUAACCCUAAAAGCCAGCUGCAGACGUUGCUGACUCGGGCAGGCCAUGCCACACCCAGCUAUAAGACUAAGCAGCUAAAGAACAAUCAGUUUCAAGCAACAGUGGAAUUCAAUGGUAUGCAGCUUAUGGGGCAGCCUUGCAACAACAAGAAGCAAGCAGAAAAAGAUGCAGCAGCUGAGGCUCUGCAGUGGCUACUAGGGGGGAAUGUAGUAGGUCGUGAUUAUAUUGACCACAUAUCAAUGCUGCUGAAAAAAAGCAAGAAAGAUCACAAAUAAACUUGUAGGUGUCUUGGAAUGUGACAUGCACCGAGUUACAGUAAAGAAGAGAUACCUGUUGGUAGGCACAAAAGUAGCCGCAGCCUUGCAUGGAUGCCAGCUAAGGAGUGCUUUGCCACUGCCACAUAAGCAACAAGAAAGUUGUGAAGCAUCAUGCUGAGACUUUACCGUCGAUGCACAGAGUUUCAAGUUCAAGGUGAGAUAUCUUCCCAUUCUUCUCCUAUCUCUGCUUGUGAAGGGAACCAAACCUUGAGUGGGUACCGAGCUAGAGUGCUGGCCAGCUUUUGACCGACUUUCAUUGGCUUAUGUUUGCUUGGGGUUUCUGGGUUGCUUCUUGACCUGGGAAGCCGAGAACUGUUGGAAAAUCAACACUUUGACCGGAAAAGGGUGAUUCUGUCCACCCCACUAAUCCAACUAAUCCUCCCUUUUUAUCUAUAAUGAGGAGUAUGCAUGGUUUAUGGCCCGAGUGGUGGUGUUCUCUGGAAAUUUCCUCUUAGUUUUGAAGACUCAACUGCAUUUGGUUGCAUCACCCCACCCACCCAAUUGUUAAUAGAAUGGAUGCUUAAUUUAUAUUAAAAAUCCAUCCAAUUGGCAAGGAUGGUCCAGGAAGAUUGAGUUUCAGCUACCAUACAUUGGAUUUGAAUUGAAAAAUAAGCAAUUGUGUAUCUCUUUGUAUGAUUAUCUCGCCCUAAGUUGAUAACUUAUAUUGGUA